Messenger RNA from Mauremys reevesii (Reeves's turtle), 2322 nucleotides. RefSeq names its product protein FAM83D-like. The coding region runs from base 82 to 1794 and encodes 570 amino acids. Lineage: Eukaryota; Metazoa; Chordata; Testudines; Geoemydidae. The record is from RefSeq and is a predicted model, not a curated record. The transcript has 4 exons. Gene Ontology annotation, biological process: positive regulation of cell cycle G1/S phase transition; regulation of TOR signaling; regulation of ERK1 and ERK2 cascade. Gene Ontology annotation, cellular component: mitotic spindle pole; cytosol.
CCCCGCUCAGCCUCGGCUCUGCCCCCUUUCGGUUCAGCUCCCUUCUCCCCGGGCCGGUGGCAGCGGCGGCCGCGGCUCCCCAUGGCGAACCAGUCCCAGUGCCUGGAGGACGCGCCCGGCCGCUGGCCCCCCGGGGAGCCGAGCUCGCCCGAGCUCUACAGCGAGGCGCAGCGGCUGGCGCUGGAGGAGCUGGUGGCGGGCGGCCGGGCCGCGUUCCGCGCGUUCCUGCGCCGGGAGAAGGUGCCCGGCUUCCUCUCGGAGCCCGAGAUCCAGGCCAUCCUCCAGGCGGCCGCGCCGCCGGCCGGGGCCGAGGAGGGGGCGGCCGAGCCGUCGCUCAGCGCCUCGCUGGACUGCUCCUCGCUCACCUACUUCCCCGAGCAGUCGGACGUGGAGCCGCCCGUGCUGGAGCUGGGCUGGCCGGGAUUCUCCAGCGGCUCGUACCGCGGCCUCACCCGCGUGGAGGCGCUUUUCCAGCCCAGCUUCGGGGAGACCAUCUACAGCUGCAAGGAGGCGGUGCGCAGGCAGAUCCGCUCGGCCAGGGAGGUGAUCGCUCUGGUUAUGGAUUCCUUCACAGACAUUGAUAUCUUCAGUGAUCUUCAGGAAGCCUGUAGAAAGCGGAAGAUUCCGGUCUACAUCCUUCUGGACCAAGAUUUUCUACCCCACUUCAUGGAAAUGUGCAGGAGUCUGGGAGUCUGCCCUGAGCAGGAAGGUCUGAUGAGAGUUCGAACUAUAACGGGGAACACUUACUACACAAGGUCAGGAGCUAAAAUUGUUGGGAAAGUCCAUGAGAAGUUCAUGUUAAUUGAUGGCAUUAGAGUGACGACAGGCUCCUACAGCUUCACAUGGACUGAUGGGAAAUUGAAUAGCAGUAACUUGUUGCUGCUGUCAGGCCAAGUGGCUGAACACUUUGACCUGGAGUUCAGGAUCCUUUAUGCACAGUCAAAACCGAUCAGCCCUAAGCUGCCAUCCAGCUGCCGGAGCAGUGGAAUAUUUGAUCACCUGGUCAAUGGAACAAAAUCACCUAAAGACUACACUGUGGGAAACCUCUUGAGAGCAGAGUUGGCCAGACUGUCAAGCACCCCCAAGAAACCACUGAAAAAAACAGAUUUGGCUAACACUGAAGGAAGCAAAUCCUAUAACCUGGGUCCUUCUUACAUUGGCACAGAGGAGUGGUUUGGAAGUCAGGAGGCCAUAGUGGAACCAAAGGAGGUGAACAGCAUGUCUACUCAAACUGAACCAUGGGAAGAGAAGCCCACGGUGACUCUCUCUAAUGCUGUCACGCAAACCAGUGUUGUAAUGGUAGCAUCUGGAACCCAAACCUCUGUUGCUGCUAGAAUGGCUGGCACUCAAACAGUAGUGCCACGGAAGACAGCUAUGACCCAGACAGAUAAGAAGGAGAGUGUGGAUGAGCAUCUACUGCUGAGACAACAAUCGAAAGAAGGAUCUCCUUCAUCUGAAAAGUCCACAUCAACUUCUUCUAGUCUACGGUCACUUUCUUCAUCAUCAUCUUCCCAGUGCUCUCUGGCAAGCUCUACCAGCUCGCUGUCCUCUCUGAGGUCCACUGAGUACUCUGGCAACCACAGGGCAGAGUACUUCCAAAAACUGCAUAAAGAAAGGCAGUUCCACUACUCUGUUAUCAGGUCCAAACUUAACCAUAUGGUUGCUAUCCUCUCCCGAAGGGGACGCGUGCCUGAAAACUAUACAAGCUGCCACGUUGUAAAUUGCAAUGUAAAACUGAGGCGUGAGAUCAGCACCAGCCUACUCAGCCUCGGAGACAUUUCAGUUUUCAAAUAAGUGACUAAGUUGGCUAUAAGCACAAGAGCACCAGGCUCACUGCACAGUCCUUUUAAUAGCCGCUGAUUCUUAUAGUCCAUCAUGGUACCGUGUGUGUAGGGGCUGGUAACUUGCCAGCACUGUAGUCUCAUUCUAUAUAACUUGCUAAACAAUGCACUGAACUAUUUUUAGAUAUUUUUAAUGCCAUAAGUGCCUCCACUUGCUUUUUUUAAAAUAUGUAAUAACAGUACAAUUCAUUCUAUCUAUGGAUGUUUACCCUCUCAAUUCCUUGUUAGACCAUCACCGGCAAAAUAUACUAGCUAGUGCUUUGUAGUGCUGUCAACAUUAUGGUUUUAACUUAUUUAUAUUUGGAAUGAUUCUGUUCCAAAUGGGUUCUGAGAUUUUAUUCUGACUUCCACUCACUAACAUGAACUAUUUUAAUAUUGGGUUUUAUUAUAACUUUGGUUUUUUAAAGUUGUUUUAUUUUGAAAAUAAUGUGGGGAAAUAGCUUCAUAUAUCUGCAAUAAACAAGGCUAACUUUGUUCCUAA